AUGGUCCAAGUUCUAUCAAAAUCCAGGCGCCGAGGGAGGCUGUUACGUCAGACUAAAGGGAAGAAGGCAUCGAAGGUGUCGGAUGGUCGUGCUUGGGGGUUUCGCAUUGGAGUUGUCUUCCUCUGUGUCGGCUUUUGCGUCUUGGUCUAUCACGUGGGUAUUUCGUUCGAAGCUGUCCAAAAUUUCAUGGGGGGAAAUCUGCAACAGACGUCAGAACUGAAUAUUACUCAAACAUCGGUGAGGAUAAGAGAACCAACAGCUGAAGAUUCGUCUAUCAACCAAGGACAGCUUCAUUCAACCAGCACAAAGAAAAACGUACAACAAUCAGAUAUCGUCGCUUCUGCGACGCAACAAGAAUUGACGAAUCCACACAAGAACGAGGCUAUUUCCAAGAUAGAUGCCAAUUCUCCCUACGAGUACAGGUUUGCUCCCCAGGAGCUUCAAAAGAUUGAUUCUCCUUGGCCUAAUUGGUCCAAGUGUGACCCUCAGUCAGCCUUUGAAACGGUUUGUCACCCUAGGCCAGCAACAUGUACAGCAAUCAUUGAUGGUGUCGUCAACAAUCAUGGAAUUGGAAAUGCAUUGUUAACAACCUACCUCAAAGAAGCCUCUGAAUCGUUGGAAAAACAACCAGAUUGUGCCCCAAUUAUCAAGGACAAACCAGUUGGGAAACAAGAUUUCAAGCCUGGUCAAUUUGGCUUCAAAUUAUUGGAUUAUGUCCAUGAGCCCACUGUGGUUGUCCAACCAAGCACCAAAUGGCGGGAUCAAAGUUCAAAAUGCAUCACAUAUGCCAUUACGCAACCAAGAGAGGCAGUGUCUGAAAAGGUUCGGAGUAUCAAAGAAAAGUACCAACAACAUCCUGAAACAUCCGGCAAGCAAUAUCCUCUUGUAGCCAUUCAACUACGGACUGGCUGGAGUGAUGAAAUGCGAAUCAAUCAGCCUGGUUGGGAUGCUUUGGGAACCUGCCAAGAUUUUCUAGAGCAAUUUCCAAUAGAGAUGUCUCAUCAUGCUGUGAGUGAUGUGGCCUUGCAGGACAUGCUAUUGGAUUCCGCGGCAGCAGCUGAUCGUAUUUUUGGAGGGACUCAGAAAUGGAGAUUGUAUGUUGCCAGUGAUGCCCCAGGGAUUCGAAAGUAUGUGCAACAUCUCCUUCAAUCGCGGGUGGUGGGUCCUGUUGUUUGGCAUGAGGGGCACAUUGGGCACAAUUAUGCAGGAGCAAGGGCAGCAGACUACAAUCAAAAGGUAGAGACAUCAGUCAGUGCCUUUACUGACUUGGUGAUCAUGAGCGAAGCUGACAUGCUCGUCUCCCUCAGUUCCAAGUAUCCUGCAGCUGCCAACCUGCGAGCUGGGGGUUGCCCCCAGCGAUAUACUCAGUUUCGAGGACAUCCUAGACAUGAAUUGGCUGAUUUAGGAAAUGUCCUGCACGAUGCAUAUCGCAAGGAUCCCAACAGACCCCGCAACAUUCACGAACAACAGUCUCCCGAAAACCGGUGGAGUCCAUCUCUUGAUGAUGAGUCCAAGCAAAAGUUCUUUGAGAAGAUUCCCGGUGGAAUGGACAAUCCCUGUACAAAGGCUGCAGAUCCAAUCCGGGCUUGUUUCUGCCUGAUCAAGUUGAGCCACAAAUAG
Messenger RNA from Seminavis robusta, 1620 nucleotides. The record is from the annotation of a GenBank genome assembly. Lineage: Eukaryota; Bacillariophyta; Bacillariophyceae; Naviculales; Naviculaceae.